AGUCCAAGCGGAUGUUAUGAGCAGCCGGGGAGACAUCAAACCCACUAAAUCACUCUCGUGAUUCAAUGCGACAUUAAGUUGACACCGAGUUGUUGACUCGCUUGCCUUUUUAGUGACACUUUGGGCUCUCGAUCCAAAAGUUCUGGUCGACCCAGCAGUGCUUCUCUUCGGAAGACUCUCCUAAUUCGAGCAGUGCAGGGCAAAACGAUGUGGCUCGCGCGGACCCUCCUCGCUCUGGCACUUCUUUGCGCACCGGUUUCCAGCCUCUGCUUGCCGACGUACGACCCCGUGUCCAACUUUCUUUGCAACAACGAAGUGUUCUCCGAGACGAACGACGACGGGCAGUCGGCAAACUCCCUGCUGGACAGUCUAAACCUCCUGUACAAGUCGGCGCACUCGCUUUCCUCCGAGGAGCCGCGCGAGAGGAGGACGAUACCCGCGUCCAAGUACAGAUAUUUGAGCCAGACGCAGCUCAGGAGUAAACUCUACCGUAACAGUGCGAAGAGCGACCGACGCAGCCAGGUCACCCUUUCCCUCGACGUCCCCACCAACAUCAUGAACAUCCUCUUCAACAUCGCCAAAGCCAAGAACCUGCGCGCGAAGGCGGACGACAACGCGCGCUUGCUGGCGCAGAUUGGAAAGAGAAAAUGAACUCCAACUCAUGUCACUAAUUUGACUUUAACAGAUAUUUUUCGUCACCCACUGAGGCAUGUUAUCUCGAAUUUAAUAAUGUAAUAAAAGUUGUUUUUUUUCCUCCAGUUGCAUAAUAAGCAAUACUGAAAAUGAAUGGAACGUGUUAACAGGUGAUAUUUGGGUUUUGAUUUAUUACCCACGUUUUGUUCGUGUGUCAGAUUUAAUGCUGUUUUACAGGACUUUAUUUAAAAUUGGCUCAUUACCCAGCGGGAUUGUAAACAAUAUUGUUUGGUUAAUUUUAACUCAAGCUUUAAAGAGACGUAAAGAUAGCCUGCGACGUAUUUUUUCCCCUUUUCAUUAAUGCAGUUUCUCUGUUCAUCUCAGAUGAGAUUAGUAUUAAAAAAAUGACUGAUCUGCGAGGCAGGCUGCGGAUCUGUAAAGUUCUUAAAACUCUGGGUUGAUAAAACCGACAGUUGAAUAUUUUUGUACUGAAAAUAAUUAUUUUACCGUUUAAUAAAUAAAUAAAUGCAAAUGUAAACAAAG
Messenger RNA from Puntigrus tetrazona (Sumatra barb), 1176 nucleotides. It is a transcript of the gene ucn3l, whose product is annotated as urocortin 3, like. Bases 208 to 651 code for a protein of 147 amino acids. Lineage: Eukaryota; Metazoa; Chordata; Actinopteri; Cypriniformes; Cyprinidae. Gene Ontology annotation, cellular component: extracellular region. Gene Ontology annotation, biological process: adenylate cyclase-activating G protein-coupled receptor signaling pathway; digestion; hormone-mediated signaling pathway. The record is from RefSeq and is a predicted model, not a curated record. The transcript is spliced from 2 exons. Gene Ontology annotation, molecular function: corticotropin-releasing hormone receptor 2 binding; hormone activity.